AUUGGUUCGUUGAGGACUCCAUUUCCCGUCAGCCCAUUGGGGCACACCAAUUUUCCCUUUUCAGUGCCGUUUUCUCGGUUUGCAGCUGGAUCAUCUGGAUGAACGCACGGCUGUGCUGGAGCUCGUCUCAUUCAAACAAGUACAGGCUGUGUGAUUUUAGUGUUACUUUGAAGCGCUGGAGUAUGCGCCAGAUUUCCUAAUACGUUUUAAUAUAUUUUAUUUAGUGUUUUUCUUUUUUUAAAUUCAGUUCACCUCUGGGUCUGAACUUCGGAUAACUUGGAUACAAGGAUUUGUUGAGAAAAGUCUAAGUUUCGGUUUGUCUUUCGCUGACAUUGUAUCUCCGGCACAGAUAGAGGGGAGUGUGUGGACCGGAGCUGUGUGAGCUCAGCAUCAGGCUGUGGCUUCACUUUGGACAGACGAGCCUCCCGUGCCAACGCCUUUUCUCCCCUCUCUCCGCUUCUCCUCCUCGGCUGACAAAGUUGAGUCCUGGCCUACCAGAGGGCUGUUUGACGGUGUUUCUCUACGACCCAUGAACUGCUGAACCCACAGAAAGACGGCAAAAAAAGCACUUUCAGAGUGAAAAUGGGCUGCACGAUCAGCGCCGAGGACAAGGCUGCGGUGGAGAGGAGUAAAAUGAUUGAUAAAAACCUGAGAGAGGACAGAGAGAAAUCCUCCAGAGAAGUCAAACUCCUUUUGCUCGGUGCUGGGGAGUCCGGGAAAAGCACAAUAGUAAAGCAGAUGAAAAUUAUUCAUGAGGAUGGCUACUCGGAAGAAGAGUGUAAGCAGUACAAAGUGGUCGUAUACAGCAACACCAUCCAGUCCAUCAUGGCCAUCAUCAGGGCCAUGGGACGCUUAAAGAUAGAUUUUGGAGAGGCAGCACGCGCGGACGAUGCCCGCCAGCUCUUCGCGCUGGCCAGUUCAGCAGAGGAAGGUGUGAUGUCUGCAGAGCUUACUGGCGUUAUUCGGAGGCUUUGGAGUGAUGCUGGAGUUCAGGCAUGCUUUGAUCGAUCACGGGAGUACCAGCUCAACGAUUCUGCUGCAUAUUACCUGAACGACCUGGAGAGGAUCUGUGAGCCAAACUACAUCCCAACUCAGCAGGACGUGCUACGUACACGAGUGAAGACAACUGGCAUUGUUGAGACUCACUUCACCUUCAAAGAUCUCUACUUUAAGAUGUUUGAUGUUGGGGGUCAGCGCUCAGAGAGGAAGAAGUGGAUCCAUUGCUUUGAGGGAGUCACAAGUAUCAUUUUCUGCGUCGCCCUCAGUGAUUACGACCUUGUCUUGGCAGAGGAUGAGGAAAUGAACCGCAUGCAUGAGAGCAUGAAGCUCUUUGACUCCAUCUGCAACAACAAGUGGUUCACGCUCACCUCCAUCAUCCUGUUUCUCAACAAGAAGGACUUGUUUGAAGAGAAGAUCAGCAGGAGUCCGCUCACAAUCUGCUACCCUGAAUACUCUGGUGGGAACUCGUACGAGGAGGCUGCAGCUUAUAUCCAGUGCCAGUUUGAGGAUUUAAAUAAACGAAAGGACACCAAGGAGAUCUACACCCACUUCACAUGUGCCACAGACACCAAGAAUGUGCAGUUUGUUUUUGAUGCCGUCACCGACGUCAUCAUCAAGAUCAACCUGAGGGAGAUCGGGCUCUUCUAAAGCUUCAGACCCUGCAGGUGUCUGGAUCAGAAUCAGGAUUCGGUGGCUGGUUUUUGUCGCGUCUUCAGAAGGCAAAAUGCUAAGUAGGUCUUAACAGAGGACUGAGCUGGAGGCCAUGCUGAAUGCUGGACCUUAAUUCAACAAUUUGGGGAUUUGAAAUUAUGAUCACUUUUGUCUUAAUAGAUUUAUCAUGCAGAGCAUACUGAGAGUAAGUGAGAAGUGAGGGAUGCUUAUGAAAUGAUCAUUGUGAGCUUUGCGAAGUCCUGUCGUAUUUAUAAGACCUUUGUAUCGGUCAGGUACUGGCAGGUAAAGCACCUCUGAUGUCUGUGACACAUUUAUAGUUUGUCUUUCAUAUGUACGAGGACCAAACAAGCCUUUUUAUCAAACCCAUGACUGCAUUUCACUGAUCCACAAAUUCUGUAAACCUUCUGUGUUGCAGCCUCUCUUAGCACAAGUUUUAUCACAUUGUCUUUACUGAACAUUUGUAAUUUUAUUUUAAUUAUGAGUUGCAUUUAACAAGCAUUUCUACUUUAAUAUGUUUGAGUGGCAUAACUUAUGUAUGCAAAUGUUUUUGUGUGAGCAGUUUUGUUGUAUAUAACACAACUUUUUGGUUCUGGGAUUAGUUAUUUUAAUCAUUAACUAGUGUAAUAUUGAACUUUUUAUACAUGGGACACAUCAAGGCAAUCAGUUUGUUGAGGUAAAUCUUGAUUUCUUAUCAUAGGUGUUUGAUUCUGACUAAUAUUAUCCACUCAGUCAAGGUCCACAUAGAAUGUCACUUGUCUCAAGGCAAAGAUUGAUCCUAUGGAUAUCAGUGAAGAUGUAUAAACAAAUUAAACAUGCAAAACUUU
Molecule: messenger RNA, 2495 nt
Organism: Cheilinus undulatus (humphead wrasse)
Lineage: Eukaryota; Metazoa; Chordata; Actinopteri; Labriformes; Labridae
Gene: gnai3
Product: guanine nucleotide binding protein (G protein), alpha inhibiting activity polypeptide 3
Exons: 9
Coding region: 583-1647 (354 amino acids)
Biological process (GO): adenylate cyclase-modulating G protein-coupled receptor signaling pathway
Cellular component (GO): heterotrimeric G-protein complex
Molecular function (GO): G protein-coupled receptor binding; GTP binding; G-protein beta/gamma-subunit complex binding
Source: RefSeq, a predicted model, not a curated record